Messenger RNA from Tetranychus urticae (two-spotted spider mite), 1329 nucleotides. RefSeq lists its product as uncharacterized. NCBI's taxonomy places the organism in Eukaryota, Metazoa, Arthropoda, Arachnida, Trombidiformes, Tetranychidae. The record is from RefSeq and is marked provisional. Gene Ontology annotation, molecular function: hexosyltransferase activity; UDP-glycosyltransferase activity.
AUGGACUAUUACACCGGAAUGAACCAAAGAUAUCGUAUUCUUAUUACAAGCAUAGAUUCUUGCAGUCAUAUAAAUUGUGCUCUCAACUUUGGUCAGCUUCUUGCUGAGAAUGGUCAUGAAAUAACAUUUACUCAACGACACCAUAACCAACAUUAUGCCGAUAAAUACAAUUUCAAUUUCAUCCCAUUUGAUGAAUUUUUAUUCAUUCCCGAACCAACCAUUAAACCAUUUGUAUUAUGGGUAUUGAAAAAUAUUACCAGAUUUCGCAGUGAUGCCUUUUCCCGAUAUUUAGGGUGGAAUGAUGAAGAUCGAGAAAUAUUUUCCUCAGCAAUUGAUGAAGCUCGCAUAACUGACAAAGCACUAGGACAGAUUCUGGAUCAAUACAAAGGCCAGUUUGAUAUUGUGAUUGGUGACUUUAUCUAUCGCUAUCCAUCUCUACACACAUCAUCAAUACCCUUUAUUCAAUUAUUUUCAUUGAAUCCUCUCUUACUUUACCCUAACGGUCCACCAGCUUAUUCAGGUUACUCUGUGAAUGUAGACAGAAGAGCUUCUCAAAAAUUCCGUAUAAUUUUCAAUACUGCUGCUUCUCGACUCAGAGAUAAAUUAUAUUCUUGGUGGUCAUUCCAUGGUUUACCUGCUUCACCUCAAUGGUUUAUCAAUGAGCCACAAUAUUUUGGUUUCUAUCAUUAUCCUGAAGCGUUGGACUAUCUUGAAUGUGGACCUAAAUUUUCCGAUAAAUGGAUUCGAAUAGAUCCAUGUAUCAAUGUUCAACCUGAAAACUGUGAAGCAUACCGAUUGCCGUAUUAUUUAUCAUACCAAAACAACAAAUUGAUAUUCGUAUCUCUUGGUAAAUUGGGUUCAAUUGAUGUUGACUUGUUCAACACAUUUCUCAACAUUUUGGGUGAAACUCCAUAUCGUUAUAUCGUCUCUAAAGGACCUCGAAGCGAUGAGAUUCAUCUUAGAGACAACAUGUGUGGUGAUAAGUACAUUGACCCUAAAAGCGUUCACAGUAUAGUUGAUUUGAUUAUUACCCAUGGAGGAAAUAGUUCAUUUGCAGAGACAAUAAAUGCCGGAAAACCUUUGGUUAUGAUACCAUUCUUCCUCGACCAAUUUGAUAAUGCUCAAAGGGUAGUUGACUGUGGAAUCGGAAAAAGACUUGAUUGCUGGAAUUUUGAGCCAGAUAUUGUAAUGAAAGUCAUAGAUGAUGCUUUGAAUGAUACAAAAAUGAGAGACAAAGCAAGACAAAUAUCACAAUCGAUGCGUAAAUCCACAACAAGACAAGAAGCAAAGAACCUGAUUGAGGCUUUCAUCUCUACAUUAAAAAUUUAA